GCGGGAAAGGUGAUUAUCAAUUAUAAUCGAUUUGCAGUGUUGAAUUACAUAACAUAGGCGCACUGUCCUUUCUUAUCGUCCCUAUGCAACAGAAGCUUCUGGACCCUUUCGAUAGUCCAUAUCUAAGUAAUUGACAUUUAAAUUUUUUCGCCCGUCAUUCCAACUUUGGUCGGGUUAAUUUUAUUACCGCAGCUUGGACUAAUUUAAUUUGAUAUUCCUGUAAAAAUGGAUACAGAUAAGUGUGCGACGACAUCCUGCCUGCGAGAGUGCAAAGUGGCCCGGAACAGCGGCUCCUCCAAUCCGGUGGCCACCGCGGCGAAUAAUUCCUUACCGAGCCCAAACAUGGGAAACGUGGUCGACGAGCACUUGCGCAAGAUCUUCAUUGGAGGCCUAUCCACCCAGACGACUGUGGAUACCUUGCUUGAAUUCUUUAGGCAGUUCGGAGCCGUGGCCGACGCGGUGGUCAUGCGCGACCCGGUGAGCAACCACUCAAGGGGCUUCGGGUUCGUCACCUAUGUGGAUCCCACAUCCGUCGAAAAAGUCCAGAAGGCCCGACCACAUACCAUUGACAAUAAAGCUGUGGAGACCAAGCCAGCUUUGCCUCGUCACGAGUUCAACAAGCCAGGAGGAGGUUCAGGUUCUGGAAGUGGCGGACCCGGGGGCGCCAAAACAACAAAGAUCUUCCUUGGCGGGUUGAAGGAAUGUCACGAUGAGAAGAGCAUUCGCGAAUACUUUUCGCAGUUUGGCGCUAUCGUUGGCGUAAAAUUGCUGAUUGACAAGGACACCGGCCGUAAGCGGGGUUUUGGAUUCCUGGAGUUCGGAGAACCCUCAAGUGCAGAGCGGGCAUUGGCCCAGGGCAAGCACUCGAUCAACCUGAACACGGUGGAGGUUAAGAAGUCCACCCAGAAGCCCGAUUCCGGCAAGCGCCUGCGGUUCCCUGUUUCCGGAUCCGUUCGUGCCGGCUACAUUCCGCCCCAGCCGGCCACCAUGGAUAGCUAUGGCCGCAACGGGAACUACAAUCCGUACCUGGUGCAGUCCGUCCUGCCACCAUCGGCAUUCAUCAAUGGUUGGGCUGCCUAUGUGACACCUGUGGUGCCACCAACUCCUCCCGGGCACUACGCAGCCCACCAGAAACAACAUCCGGGUCAACCCUUCCCUGGUUACGGCCCGAACGUAUGGUCGUCUUACCCGAAGCCCGGAAAAUAUGCUGCUCAGGAGUGGACACCCAGCAAGCUUGGCGAAUGGCCACCGAAGGCUGGCCACAAGCAUGCCCAGACCUCGACCACUGACCGUCCCAAGAACGAUUCUAAGAGCGUCCAGGUGACGCCCUCGGCCGCCAAUGUGGAUUUAGGUGCCAGGGGCGAUGCGGAUGGCGGCUCUGCAGUUAAGCUGGGACCGGGAUUGAAGGCUGGAGCAUCGGUUGGCAUUGGGGCAAUCAAGAAGUGGCCCACCGAGGACUUCAAGAUCUUCAAGCCCGCUCAGGCUCCAGCCCACGGCCUCAAUCCAAAAGUGGGAAACGGGGGUUCACCACCAACCUACGGCGUAUAAUUUAACGGAAACUCGAUAGAAACAUUCCCCGAUUCCAUGGCUAAUGGUAUUUUCCGAAUUUUACGAUGUAUUCCAAACCCGGAAGAGGAAGAUUAAUAAAGAAAACAAUAC
Molecule: messenger RNA, 1659 nt
Organism: Drosophila biarmipes
Lineage: Eukaryota; Metazoa; Arthropoda; Insecta; Diptera; Drosophilidae
Gene: Rbp4
Product: RNA-binding protein Musashi homolog 2
Exons: 5
Coding region: 226-1548 (440 amino acids)
Cellular component (GO): cytoplasm
Molecular function (GO): RNA binding
Source: RefSeq, a predicted model, not a curated record